UUAUUAAGUAACGAAUGGGGCCAUUCCCUAUUCUCUCAUUUAUCCUCUCAACAUUUUCCGCUCCGUUUCCCAAAAAACGAGCCGAACACGAGAAGCUUCCCGUUCCGAUCCCCCCUCCUCCUCGUCGUCGUCCUCGUCGCAACUCCCCGAUCCCUGACGCCCCCGAUUUGCACGGGAUUUUGAUUCCCCCCACUCGUCGUCUUCGAUUUUUGGGGUAUACGAUUGCAUCGAUGCGGAAGCGGCUGCAAUGGUGUGAGGUGAGAAGCUUUUGGUGAUGUUAUGUGGCCUCUGUGCGUUAUCAGUGACAAGUUGUCGAAGAUGAUCGGAGAUGGAGGAGGAGAUGAGGAGGAGCAGGAAGGAAAAGGGGGAUCGCCCGCUGAUAGUUUAGCUUCGUUCGCCGCUCGAUCCCACUUCGUAGAUGUCCCUCACGUGCGGCAACUGUUCAAUUGGGAUUGUGGCCUUGCUUGUGUGUUGAUGGUGUUAAGAGCUCUAGGGAUUGAGUGUUGUGAUAUCCACGAUCUCGAGAAACUUUGCUCCACGACGAGCAUCUGGACGGUUGACCUGGCAUUCUUGUUACAUAAGUUUUCAGUUAAUUUUUCUUUCUUCACGGUGACUCUAGGAGUAAAUCCAAAUUAUUCAGCAGAGACCUUUUACAGAGAGCAAUUGGAAGAUGAUACCAGUCGAGUGGGUGAGCUGUUCGAAAAGGCACUUGAAGCUGGGAUUAGUAUACAAUGCAGAUCCAUUAGCUCGAAGGACAUUUCUAUCCUUCUGUUGUCUGGUCAUUGUAUUGCUGUUGCCCUAGUUGACAAGACUAAGUUAAGUAACUCUUGGAUGCAUGAUGUACGUGCCAGUGAAUGCUACAGUGGGAGGUCGGAUUAUAUGGGGCAUUACAUUGUAAUAUGUGGCUAUGAUGGCAAUGCCGGCGAAUUUGAAAUACGGGAUCCUGCAAGUUCAAGGAAACAUGAGAGAGUUUCCAUGGAGUGCCUAGAUGAGGCACGCAAAUCCUUCGGCACUGAUGAGGAUAUUCUUUUGGUCUCCUUAAGUGGGAAAGAUGGGAACAAGGUCCCGUCUUAUUCCUGAUGUGCCGCUUGUAUAUUGCUCAAUAGGCAUUCUUUACUAUUAUUAGUUUGUUGCAUCCGAUUUCGGCUUCUUAUAUUCCAUGUAAAAUCUGUAAAGCUUCCUUACGAGUACCGUCACUGAUAAUGUAAAUCAUAAUAAAGCUUAUCCGAUCAAGUUGUAGAUUACGCAAGUUCUUCCGAAGGUAGCAAAAGAAUCUUCACUCCGAUUUCAUGUGUAUAUUUUGGAGGCUGCAAAUAGAACUGUAAUCAAGUUUCAUGUGCAGAAAAAUUCGGUGUCUAUAGAAGUUGGGGACACGUUUUUGUUUUCUCA
Molecule: messenger RNA, 1389 nt
Organism: Ananas comosus (pineapple)
Lineage: Eukaryota; Viridiplantae; Streptophyta; Magnoliopsida; Poales; Bromeliaceae
Product: protein GUCD1
Exons: 10
Coding region: 280-1080 (266 amino acids)
Source: RefSeq, a predicted model, not a curated record